Molecule: messenger RNA, 1008 nt
Organism: Caenorhabditis bovis
Lineage: Eukaryota; Metazoa; Nematoda; Chromadorea; Rhabditida; Rhabditidae
Source: the annotation of a GenBank genome assembly
AUGGAUGCCACUACCCAUAAAUCGCAAUUCGCAGUACCGCUGAUGCCGCCGACAUUCGUAAAUCAAGGUGAAAUUUAUAACGUGAACUCAGUGCCAUCGAAUACUCAAAUGCUUCCAUCAACAUCUACCAGUAAUUUCGCCGUUCCACAAAUUAACAAUGCUCAGAAUGCAAUAAACAGCUCAGCAGCAGGUGUUAUACGACGGCGUCGAUUCAGCACCGCGAAAAUUCAGCCAACAAGGAUUAAAAAAGUUAUGCAAUCAGAUGAAGAAAUUGGACGAAUGGUGCAAUCUGUGCCAGUGAGCAUCGGCCGAGCAAUGGAACAUUUUGCUGAAAAAUUUCUGCAGGCUGCUGCUGAUGCCACGCUAUGUAGUAAUUCGAAAACACUGACUCCCCAGCAUAUGAAGCAAGCGAUGAUUUCAACUCCCCAUUUUGCAUUUUUGGAAACGAUUCUAGGCGAAGUGGCACUGCCAAAACCCUCUUUUGACGCUGCUGUUUCGAAAUAUGUAACAAAUAUCAAAGAAGAAAUGGAUUUAAAAGAAAAAAUGAAUAUGGAAGCUGCAACACUUGCUCAGGCACAAUUCCCGAUUAAUGAUGAUCAGAACACUAUUCUAAUGCAGCAGAAUGCGUUUCAGAACGUUCUUUUACCAAAGUCAGAACUGGAUACUGCUGAAAUCACUAUGUCUCCAAUAACACCAACAACAUCAUUAACAAAUGGGAUGAUGGAAAUGCUUCGGACUGCAUCGAAGCAGAUUGCUGCGACAAACGCCUCCACCCCAAGCUCGGUACGUUUGAACGGUAUCAAACGUUUGUCGACGGACUCGUUUGGGCCUGAUGAUGGUAGCGAAAAACCGAAAAGAGGGCGGCCCAAGAAGAAAAAACCGGACAAUUUGCGGUGCAUUGAUGAUGAUCUUGUAGAUGAAGCAACAAAGAACAUCGCCAAGGAAGACAAAGAUCGGGAGAUGAUGCCUCCGCCAUCCCUUCCAAUCGGUGCAAUUCCUCGUCAGUAG